Uloborus diversus is the source of this 1155-nucleotide messenger RNA. Its product is annotated as prolactin-releasing peptide receptor-like. Lineage: Eukaryota; Metazoa; Arthropoda; Arachnida; Araneae; Uloboridae. The record is from RefSeq and is a predicted model, not a curated record. Gene Ontology annotation, biological process: G protein-coupled receptor signaling pathway. Gene Ontology annotation, molecular function: neuropeptide Y receptor activity; neuropeptide binding. Gene Ontology annotation, cellular component: plasma membrane; neuron projection. Bases 1 to 1155 code for a protein of 384 amino acids. The transcript has a single exon.
AUGGAUGAGAACAACUACACGUUCCCCGAGAUGGAAAAUAUGAUGCAAGAUGUAAUUACAAGCAUUCCAGCUGUAAAAGCAUUUUUCUAUUGUCUGUAUAUUACAAUCUUUGCAACAGGGAUAUGUGGCAAUGUUUUGGUUUGUUAUGUGGUUUUCCGUAACAAAUCAAUGCAUACUGUCACUAACAUAUUUAUUGCGAAUCUGGCCCUCUCGGAUAUUCUCCUUUGUACGUUUGCAGUGCCGUUUACUCCUUUGUAUCUUUUCAUGCAUGAGUGGGUAUUUGGAGCUAUACUUUGUCAUCUUGUUCCAUAUGCUCAAGGUGUAAGUGUCUAUAUUUCAGCUUUUACACUUAUGUCAAUAGCUAUCGAUCGGUUUUUCGUCAUAAUCCAUCCUUUCAAACCCAGACUUCAGCUAAAAUACAGUUUAUUGAUUAUCGUAUUUAUAUGGGUUGCUGCAGGUUUGCUGACUUUACCUUACGGAAUUUUUAUGGAUCUUGUUCCCGGAAAAGACGGAAGACCAUACUGCGAUGAAGGAUGGCCCCAUGACUCAUUCAGGAAAGCGUUUGGUUUUACGACUUCCGUUAUGCAGUUCGUAAUCCCUUUUCUAAUCAUAACUUACUGCUACUUUCGAGUUUGUUGCAAAUUGAGAGAUCGAGCACGAUUUAAACCAGGAGCUAAUUCUCAAAGGAAAAUGGAGAUGGAGUGGGAGCGUACUCGCCGUCUUAACAGAAUGCUAAUUUCUAUGGUUUUGAUAUUUGGUGUUUCUUGGCUUCCUCUUAAUGUGCACAAUCUAGUUGUUGAUUUCUACAUCCCAGCCAGUUCUUGGGCUUAUUUAAAUGGUUUUUUCUUUCUCUCACAUGCGAUUGCCAUGAGUUCCACGUGCUACAAUCCAUUUCUGUACGCUUGGCUCAAUGAAAACUUUCGAAAAGAGUUUAAAACUGUUCUGCCAUUUUUGAAUGAAUCUCGGGUGUGCCAAUUCUGUGAUGCUACAAGAGCCCGGGAAGAGAACGAACCAGAUGAAGAAAAUCCUCAGCCAGGAUGUUCAAGUCAGCCACCCGUCGAGCAUCGUGAGAGAGCAACAUCUGUGAAGUAUUUUACUGAAACGGAUUCUGUGCGAAUGAAAAUCAAUCAAAAAGACAUGGGAACGGCGGUUUAA